AUGUCCAAUCUCGCAGAGUCCGACAACGUGCCACUACCCCCAGCGGUCAGUGGACAGGAGACAGCCAAAGAUCUGGUCGCAGGCGCCGCCGGAGGAGUCGCUCAGGUGUUAAUUGGGCAACCAUUCGACUUGGCCAAGGUCCGUCUCCAGACACAGACAGGAAGCAGCGCCAUCUCGCUUGUGAGUCAGAUUUGGCGUAAGGAGGGACCCCUAGCGUUCUACAAGGGAACAUUAGUACCCCUCGUGGGUGUCGGAGCAUGUGUGAGCAUUCAAUUCGGCGCCUUUCACAGUUUCCGUCAGCUUCUCGAAGCACAUAAUGCACGCCAAAACCCCAAAAACGGUCCCGGUCUCUCCCUGGCCCAGUUCUACCUUGCAGGCGGCUCAGCCGGUAUCGUCAACAGCGUCGUCUCAGGCCCGGUAGAACACAUCCGUAUCCGACUACAAACUCAACCACAUGGGUCCGCACGAUACUACACUGGUCCCUGGGACUGCGCACGGAAGAUUAUCAGACAGGCGGGCAUUGCUGGGCUUUACAGGGGCCAAGUCGUCACACUUUUCCGAGAGUUCCACGGAUACGGAGUUUGGUUCGCGGCAUACGAGGGACUGCUGGGGAUUGUGACAGAGCGACAGCAGAAGCGCAGAGAAGAGCUGCCAAACUGGCAGAUUGCCGUCUGUGGUGGGCUGGCGGGAGAGAUGCUUUGGUUGCUCAGUCAUCCGCUGGAUGUGAUCAAGAGUAAGAUGCAGAGCGAUGGGUUCGGGGACCGUCAGGCAUAUCGCUCCAUGAGCCACGCUUUUCACCAGACGUGGUUGACGGGUGGUUUGAGGGGGCUGUUUAAUGGUCUGGGCCCGGCCCUGUUAAGAGCAAUGCCAGUUUCUGCUGGUACUUUCGCGACGUAG
This is a messenger RNA of Aspergillus steynii IBT 23096, 897 nucleotides long. Its product is annotated as mitochondrial carrier protein. The transcript is spliced from 4 exons. The record is from RefSeq and is a predicted model, not a curated record. Gene Ontology annotation, biological process: mitochondrial L-ornithine transmembrane transport. Bases 1 to 897 code for a protein of 298 amino acids. Gene Ontology annotation, molecular function: L-ornithine transmembrane transporter activity. NCBI's taxonomy places the organism in Eukaryota, Fungi, Ascomycota, Eurotiomycetes, Eurotiales, Aspergillaceae.